Molecule: messenger RNA, 546 nt
Organism: Pyricularia pennisetigena
Lineage: Eukaryota; Fungi; Ascomycota; Sordariomycetes; Magnaporthales; Pyriculariaceae
Exons: 1
Coding region: 1-546 (181 amino acids)
Source: RefSeq, a predicted model, not a curated record
AUGCAGCAGACUCAACACCACCACUGCGGCACCAACUGCAUCUUAUGCAGGCCGCGCCUGGUCAGCAAUGCUGGCAGCGACGCCAGCGCCAUCGCCAUCACGGCGGCCCCCGCCUCGCCGGGCGAGGCACCACUGGUGACGAUGGGCGUGGUCGGGGCGGACGGACGGAUCGAGCCCCAGCUGCAGAUGGCGGUGCGGCGGCGGAGCAGCAGCAGCAGCGCCACGACGGUGAUGGAGCAGCCGUCGCCUCGGCACCAGCACUUUUACGGCGCGGGUGGCAUGGACGAGCAGCCAUUCCAGCAUUACGUAUUCCACGAUCCCAUCAGAGGCAACAACUCGGCGGCGCCGGCACCGCCGGCAUACAGGAGGGAUCCAAUGAGAGGCAGCGCGAGCGUGCAUCCCACCGAGUCUCAGAUAAACGGGACUCAUGCCGAGGUGGAUCAGGCGGAGCAGGAGCAGGUGCGACAGAACAUUGCGGUCCGGCUUGCUCAGAUCGGAAGGCGGGUGCGUAGCGACCCGCAUAUUCAAUUUGUUGACUUGGAUUGA